UACCAGUGCGGCCAAUCAAUUUCAGUGACAGUUCAGUUGUCAACAGCUCUCAUAUGGCCUCCAAUUUUUAGUAUAGGAAAUAAAUAAGGAAAUUGCAUUAAACAGUUUUAAGUACGUUUUCGGUGCAGAGCUGUGAUAAUGGCCGCUGUUUUCCGUGUGGGCAUUGUGCGUCUAUGUGGCCGUAAUGCUAGCCCUGCAUUGCUGAACACGCAAGCUGCUUCACCAAUGGCUUUGACGCAAAAGGCUUCUAUCAUGGGUAAAUCUAUGCGUGGUGGUCCACGGGUGCCUAAAGAAUCCCCAUAUCCCUACAAAGAGAAACGAUACACUGUGCUGAAUUCGUUUUUCGAUAAAACAUCAAAACGUAUGGAUGAGAACUCUAAAGUCAUAUGUGUUGAAGGGCCGAUCGGUGCAGGCAAAAGCAAGUUUGCUAAAGAAUUGGCAGAUGAAUUGGAAAUGUGUUAUUUUCCAGAAGUCAACAUGGACUUGAUUUACAUCAAUUCCUACGGCUACGAUAUGCGCAAGCUAGACCCUCAAUUACCUGAACUCUGUCGUUCUUAUGAUGUGUCUAACUUUUGCCGUGAACCCAAUCAUCCUUUGGCUGCCCAGUUCCAAAUCCGCAUGUACAUGUUGAGAUAUUCACAAUAUAUAGAUGCCUUACAACAUGUGCUUUCUACCGGCCAAGGUGUAGUUUUGGAUCGAAGCUGCUAUUCGGACUUUGUGUUCUUGGAAGCAAUGUAUAAGAACGGUUAUAUUUCGCGUGGUGCCCACUCCGUAUAUUAUGAAAUUCGCCAAAAUACAAUUGAUGAACUACUGAAACCGCAUUUGGUAAUCUACUUGGACUGCCCUGUCGAAGCUGUUAAGCAACGCAUCAAAGCUCGUAAUAUUGACUACGAAGUUAAUUCGAAGGUUUUCACUGAUACCUACCUAAAGGAUGUUGAAACGUUUUAUAAACAACAUUUCCUUAAGGAUAUAAGUAGCCAUGCUGAAAUCCUGGUUUACGAUUGGACUGCUGGUGGUGAGACCGAAGUUGUGGUUGAAGAUAUCGAACGAAUUGAUUUCGGACAGUUCGAAGUUGAUCACCACAAUAAAAAAAUGAAGGAUUGGCGUUUCCCACUGGAAGCUGAGUGGUGUGAAGCCCGUAUUAAAUACUGUAACGAAAAAAGCACUUUGAUGAACUAUUUUAAUGUGCCACGUUACGACGUACCAGAACUGGUGCGCGAUGCGGAUAGCAGCAAAGUUUGGCGCGAUGUGUGGUUCAACGCUCCUGGCAUGAAAUAUCGCCCUGGUUACAAUGAAGAUAUGGGUGACACUGGUUUAUUAACCAAAACAACAAUUGGCCUCAAUCGACCAUUAUAAGCAGUCUUCAAUUAUUUGUUUAGUAAAAUUUGAAUAAAAAGAAAAUAACGGAAUGAAAAGCUGUAUUAAGAAUUGAAAUGAUGUGAAGUUAAGUGAAAUAAAAAGGUAAAUGAAUGCAAAUAACUAAAAGCUAUUUGCAUACACAUAUAGAAGUAUA
This is a messenger RNA of Bactrocera neohumeralis, 1513 nucleotides long. It is a transcript of the gene ND-42, whose product is annotated as NADH dehydrogenase [ubiquinone] 1 alpha subcomplex subunit 10, mitochondrial. Lineage: Eukaryota; Metazoa; Arthropoda; Insecta; Diptera; Tephritidae. The coding region runs from base 139 to 1356 and encodes 405 amino acids. Gene Ontology annotation, cellular component: cytoplasm. The record is from RefSeq and is a predicted model, not a curated record. Gene Ontology annotation, biological process: mitochondrial electron transport, NADH to ubiquinone. The transcript has 5 exons.